Mercurialis annua (annual mercury) is the source of this 2028-nucleotide messenger RNA. RefSeq lists its product as uncharacterized. NCBI's taxonomy places the organism in Eukaryota, Viridiplantae, Streptophyta, Magnoliopsida, Malpighiales, Euphorbiaceae. The transcript has 4 exons. The record is from RefSeq and is a predicted model, not a curated record. The coding region runs from base 1 to 2028 and encodes 675 amino acids.
AUGGACGAGCAUGGAGAUGAUCCCAUUGGCCCAGAAAUGUCUGUAGAGUCUGUGCAUGGUCCUGGAAAUGCAUCUUUUAAUGAACAGGAACAGUCUGAGGAUAAUGCUCCACCGCAAGAUGAAAAUCCUUUUCUGCGACAGUUUAUUAAAAUGUUGCAAAGAAUAGCAGCACCUCCGCACCAUCGAGCACAGGAACCAGAAAUUGACAAAAACUAUGAGAGAGUUAGGAAACAAGGGGCAAAGACAUUUGGAGGUACUACAGAUCCUGCAGAAGCUGAAGAAUGGUUGAGAAAUACAGAGAGGGUUUUAGACAGAAUUGAAUGCGCUCCUCAGCAGAAGCUGAAAUAUGCAGUGUCACUGUUUGAGAAGGAUGCUUUGGAUUGGUGGGAAACAAUUCCAGGAAGCGGAAAUAGGCCAUUGACUUUAACCUGGGAUGAUUUCCUUAGAGAAUUUGGUGAGAAAUACAUGCCACCAGUAUAUCGUGAUAAAAAGAAAAUUGAAUUCAUGGAACUAAAGCAGAAUGAGUUAUAUGUGGCUGAAUAUGAACUUCAAUUUGUCAGAUUAUCAAAGUAUGCACCUGAGGAAAUAACUACUGAGGAAAGGAAAAGAAGUAAAUUUGAAAGGGGUUUGAACCUUGAUAUUCGAGAGAAAAUUGCUGUUAAGACUCCUACUUAUAGUGCAUUGAUUGAAGCCGCUUUGAGGGCUGAAGAAAUACUAGUUGAAAGGAGCGAGAUAGAGUCUAAAAAGAAGAAAAUGACUGGGAAUUUUAAUGUUCCUUCAAGACAUGGUAGUUCUUUUUCUUUUAGAGGAUCAAGUUCAAGUACUAGUGGCUAUAGAGGAAAGGGAAGAGGUCAGUCGAGUAGGCCAACCUCAAUGUCAUCUGGCAGAGGUGGAUAUACAUCUACUGGGUUUGAUAAUAGACAACGACCAACAAGGAGAGGUUUACUUGAAGAAUCUCAAGCUAUGGGUCAGAGUAGUGUGGGUGAAAAUAUGCACCAAGUGGGUGUAGGCCGGGGAAGAGGGAGAGGUAAUAGAGGAAGAGGAACAUCUUCAGCUAUACAGUCUGGAUAUACAGGCCAACCUCAUACCCAAGCCAGAGUAUUUGCAGUGACGAUGCAAGAUGCACCUACUGCACCUGAUGUGAUUACUGGUACAUUUUCUAUCUGUAAUUGUGAUGCACAUGUGUUAAUUGAUCCGGGAUCUACAUGUUCAUUCAUAUCACAUGAGUUUGCAUUACGUGUGCAUGGCAUAUUAGAACCAUUGGGACAUGAUAUAUAUGUUUCUAUGCCUGCUGGGGGUGUUAUUGUUGUAAAUACUAUGAUAAAAUCUUGUCCUAUGAUUGUGGAUGGUAUGACUUUACAAGCUGAUUUGGUGGUUAUUAAUUUGAGAGAGUUAGAUGUUAUAUUGGGUAUGGAUUGGUUGUCAAAACUUCAUGCCAUUGUUGAUUGUCAAACUAAAGAAGUAGUUAUGGAAAUUCAAGGGCAAAUGAAAACGAUGAUUGUUGGGGAAAGGAAAACAAUGCCUAAUUGUUUAAUCUCUGCUGUUACUGCAUUUCAUUUGAUUAAAGAUGGAUGUCAAGCAUAUUUGGCUAGUGUAAUAGAUAUGACUAAAGUUAGUCUGGGGGUUUCAGAAAUUCGAGUAGUGAGAGACUUUCCAGAUGUGUUUCUUGACGAAUUGCCUGGUUUGCCACCACAUAGGGAGGUUGAUUUUGAAAUUGAAACUAUACCUGGGUCAGCUCCUAUUUCUAUAGCACCAUAUAGAAUGGCUCCACUAGAAUUGAAAGAACUGAAGAAACAGUUAGAAGAACUGCUUGAUAAGGGAUUCAUCAAGCCAAGUAUUUCUCCCUGGGGCGCACCUGUGUUAUUUGUGAAGAAGAAAGAUGGUAGUAUGCGAUUAUGCAUUGAUUAUAGGCAAUUGAAUAAAAUUACUGUGAAGAAUAAAAAGUUUUUGACUCAACUUCAAACACGGAUAAUUUUAAUCCGACUUAACAACACCAGGCGAAGUAGCCUUCGUGGCUUGAUUUACUAA